Nezara viridula (southern green stink bug) is the source of this 705-nucleotide messenger RNA. The record is from the annotation of a GenBank genome assembly. Lineage: Eukaryota; Metazoa; Arthropoda; Insecta; Hemiptera; Pentatomidae.
AUGCCAAAGUUUAGCUUUUCUACCCAAGACCUAAAGAGAUCUUUACCUGAUUGGUAUAAAAGUGCUUUAUUUAAUGAACUUUACUAUAUCUCUGAUGGAGGAACAGUUUGGACUUUAAUAGAUAGUAAUGAUAAGUUAUCUCUGCAUGAUCCUAGGAUAGAAUAUGGAAGAUUUGCUUACCUGGAAGGCCAUGAAUACCGUAUGUACAAUACAUAUGAUGUUCACUUUUAUGCCUCAUGCUCCUUGAUAUCACUUUGGCCAAAACUCCAACUAUCUGUCCAGUAUGACAUUUGUGAUGCUAUUGAAAGAGAAGACAAAACUAGAACAUGGUUUUUAUAUAAUGGGAAGCAUGGUUACAGGAAAGUCAAGGACACUGUGCCUCAUGAUUUAGGGGAUCCAGGAUUCAGCAGAAUCGAAACUGUGACUUCCUCAGUCUCCCAAAAUCGCUUUAAUUCCUCCUGUGAAGAAGGGCUGGUCUGUGUGAAAAUAGUACGUACUGAAGGUAUAGGGCUUUGGCUUUUCGAGAGGGUGUCCCCAAAUAAUACCCAUCCUAAUGAGGGCAAUACCCUGGCUGAAAACUCAUAUAUAUUGCUAUUUCUUGUCGAACCCAACUUCACUUUACUCUCAGCUGAAGAUGAAGAUAUGGAGGUAUUACCUACUCCAGACACCACAAGAGGACUGACGAAGGCGCAACUUUUUCAUUAG